AUGUCGACUUCUGACCAUCCCGAAACAGAUGGUCAGAUGGAACGCGUCAACCGCGUUCUCGAAGAGAUACUUCGAGGGUACGUCCACUCGUUUGCGAGCUGGAGUGAGUUCUUGCCGAUGGCGGAAUUCGCCAUCAACAACUCGGUGCACGCGUCGAUAACGCAUACACCGUUCUUCGUGAAUGACCUACGCCAUCCACGUUUACCCGCCUUCUUCGAGUGUGAAUCUAGUUUAAGGGGGGGACUCGCUCGAACAAAAACCGAUCUGGUUCUUGCUCAUCACCCGUCGACGAUGGUGUUGACGUGA
Peronospora matthiolae is the source of this 306-nucleotide messenger RNA. The record is from the annotation of a GenBank genome assembly. NCBI's taxonomy places the organism in Eukaryota, Oomycota, Peronosporomycetes, Peronosporales, Peronosporaceae.